AUGACGUCCCUCUGGACGUUCGACACUGCCGACUUGGACGAAGCUCCAAUCCGGCGCGGCGCCGACGCCCAACUCCACACGCUACGGGCUUGUUUCCCCCAUGCGUGGCGGACCGCUACGGAACAGUUCCUCCGACCCGACGAAACAAUCUUGUCCGAACGUUGGAUGGACGUCGUCCUGCGCAUCCAGCUAACGGAAGACGACGACAACAACAACAGCACCGAGAAUAACACUACCGACGACAACGAAAGCGACGACGCACUCGAAAGUCCCAACGGAUCUACGUGCGUGGACAAUAUCACUCGCGUUCCGGCCCGCGUCUUGGUGACCAGCGAACGCGUCGUGCUCUUGGCACUGCCAAACCUCACCGAGGACGGACACUCCCACUCGCCAUUGCCGGUGCAGUCGACACCGCUCCCCACCAGUGGUAGCUCCCGCAUACCAAAUUACCACGACGCCGAUACUUGCAUCGCUGGUUCCGCCAUUGAACUGCACGCACUCGCACAAGAAGACCAACCCAACAUGUGCGUAUAUCUACAAUGCUCCUCCGAUGGGGCGACGCCAAUGCUGGAAUGCUUCUUGGAACCACUCGGACCGUCGACCCCCGAUCCCACUGACCCCGACAACCCCGGCACUACUCAAACCGUACCCCAACAGUGCCAAGCUCUCUUUGACGCCUUAUCUACAUUAGUUGCCUUGCAUCCGGUCGAUCCCAACGAGUCGGAGGAGCCCCAAGAAGAACUCUUCGGCGGCGGCAUGGUCUUUGGCGACGAUACCAGACUGGGAUCGCUUCCACACGUGGUCGCUACCGGCAACGGCGUGGCGAGUGACGACAUGGUCGUGGGCGAUGCUGCGUUCGUGGCACCACCAUCAACAACAUCGCUCGAAGACCAUGCUACCACGACACAGGAACGGGACGCAAUCUUGUCCAGACUGGAUGACUUGCUCAUUGUACCACCCGAGUACGAAAUCGACAGCAGCGACACGGAAACACGCAUUGUCGAUUUGGAGGAAGGACAAUUUGAUGACGCGGAAGACGACGACUAUAUAUUAUAG
Molecule: messenger RNA, 1056 nt
Organism: Phaeodactylum tricornutum CCAP 1055/1
Lineage: Eukaryota; Bacillariophyta; Bacillariophyceae; Surirellales; Neidiaceae
Exons: 1
Coding region: 1-1056 (351 amino acids)
Source: RefSeq, a predicted model, not a curated record